AUGUACAACGAAGGAAGGCCAUCAUCACUUUUCUGUUUCAAAAAAACAUCGAUAUGGGCCAUCAUUACUCUCGGAAUUUGUUGUGUGUUUGGGUUGAUUUCCAUUAUAUUGGGAGGAAUUGCGGACAACUCGAUAGAUUUAACGGAAUUAACAGUAGCUGUUCCAUGUUUGAUUCAAACACAUCGAAUGAAUUGUACGAAUGAUUGUAUCAAUAAUGGUUUGGACAUUGUUCCAAGUAAUACGACCAUUUCAAAUUGCAGAACUUUUUGUAAAUCACAAGUACUUGUGAUGUUACCUUCUUCAUUUAAUACGACAACGAGCAGAUUGAAUCAAACAAGAAUUACAUUGCCAUAUGCAAUGUCAACCACGUAUUUUAAUUAUGCUGUAGGAACAACUACAAAAUGUUUCAUUAAUCCAUACACCAUUGAUCAAAAUGAUGCAAAUACGGCCUUUGCUUAUACCAUAGGGCCAAGGUUAGGCAUGAGAGUUGCUGCUAUUGUGUUGGGAUGUGUUGCUUUGGGGUGCUUUAUUUAUCUGGGAGUGUUUGUGGCGUUCGAGGUGUUUAAACGUUGUGCCAAGUAG
Molecule: messenger RNA, 582 nt
Organism: Naegleria fowleri
Lineage: Eukaryota; Heterolobosea; Eutetramitea; Acrasida; Naegleriidae
Exons: 1
Coding region: 1-582 (193 amino acids)
Source: RefSeq, a predicted model, not a curated record